UCCUAAAGCAGAGGUUUCCUGGGCCCAAGAUGGGUGUGAGGGAGCACAAGGCUUAGACCGCAGUCUCCCUGAAUUGUUGAUUCCUUCCCCAUCGUGACCUUUUUUCUUCCACUUUACUUGCAGGUCAGGGAGCCUGUGCUGGAGCCAGGGCCUGAGCUGGACCUGAUCCAAAGCCUGAGAUCAAGCUGGGCCCAGAGCCUGGCCUAGAGCCGAAGCCCAAGUCACAUCUGGACUGUGCCUGUCAUGCAGAAGGAGCUGGGCUCUGCGCUUUCCUGCACUGGCAUGCAGAGCCCCAGACCCCGCCCCCUGCUCCCACUGCUGCUACUGCUGCUGGGGGCCAGGGUGUCAGGUGCCUGGGGUCAGGCCGGGAGCUUGGACCUACAGAUUGAUGAGGAGCAGCCGGCAGGCACACUGAUCGGGGACAUCAGUGCAGGGCUUCCGGCAGGCACAGCAGCACCCCCCAUGUACUUCAUCUCUGCGCAGGAGGGCAGUGGUGUGGGCACAGACUUGGCCAUCGAUGAGCACAGUGGGGUGGUCCGUACAGCCCGUGUCUUGGACCGUGAGCGGCGGGAUCGCUACCGCUUCACUGCAGUUACUCCUGACGGCGCCACCGUGGAAGUUACUGUGCGAGUGGCUGACAUCAAUGACCAUGCUCCAGCCUUCCCGCAGGCUCGUGCUGCCCUGCAGAUACCUGAGCACACAGCUCUUGGCACCCGCUACCCACUAGAGCCUGCUCGUGAUGCAGAUGCUGGCCGCUUAGGAACCCAGGGCUAUGCGCUGUCUGGUGAUGGGGCUGGAGAGACCUUCCGGCUGGAGACACGCCCUGGUCCCGAUGGGGCCCCAGUUCCCGAGCUGGUAGUUACUGGGGAGCUGGACCGAGAGAACCGCUCACACUAUAUGUUGCAACUGGAGGCCUACGACGGUGGUUCACCUCCCCGAAGGGCCCAGGCCCUGCUGGAUGUGACACUGCUGGACAUCAAUGACCAUGCCCCAGCCUUCAAUCAGAGCCGCUAUCAUGCUGUGGUGUCCGAGAGCCUGGCCCCCGGCAGCCCAGUCUUGCAGGUGUAUGCGUCUGACGCCGAUGCCGAUGCCAAUGGGGCUGUGACCUAUGAGAUCAACCGGAGACAGAGCGAGGGUGAUGGACCCUUCUCCAUUGAUGCACACACGGGGCUGCUGCGGCUGGAGCGGCCACUGGACUUCGAGCAACGGCGGGUCCACGAACUGGUGGUGCAGGCACGGGAUGGUGGGGCUCACCCUGAGCUGGGCUCGGCCUUUGUGACUGUGCAUGUGCGAGAUGCCAAUGACAAUCAGCCCUCCAUGACUGUCAUCUUCCUUAGCGCAGAUGGUUCCCCCCGAGUGUCAGAGGCUGCCCCACCUGGCCAGCUUGUUGCUCGCAUCUCUGUGUCAGACCCAGAUGAUGGUGACUUUGCCCACGUCAAUGUGUCCCUGGAGGGUGGAGAGGGCCACUUUGCCUUAAGUACUCAGGACAGCGUCAUCUACCUGGUGUGCGUGGCUCGGCAGCUGGAUCGGGAGGAGCGGGACGCCUAUAACUUGCGGGUUACUGCCACCGACUCAGGCUCACCCCCGCUGAGGGCUGAAGCUGCCUUUGUGUUGCAUGUCACUGAUGUCAAUGACAAUGCACCUGCCUUUGACCGCCAGCUCUACCGACCUGAGCCCCUGCCUGAGGUUGCACUGCCUGGCAGCUUUGUGGUGCGGGUGAUGGCCCAGGAUCCUGACCAGGGCACCAAUGGUCAGGUCACCUAUAGCCUGGCUCCAGGCACCCACACCCGCUGGUUCUCCAUUGACCCCACCUCAGGCAUCAUCACCACGGCUGCCUCUCUGGACUAUGAGUUAGAACCCCAGCCACAGCUGAUUGUGGUGGCCACAGAUGGGGGCUUGCCUCCUCUCACCUCCUCUGCCACAGUUAGUGUGGCCCUGCAAGAUGUGAAUGAUAAUGAACCUCAAUUCCAGAGGACUUUCUACAAUGCCUCACUGCCUGAGGGCACCCAGCCUGGAACCUGCUUUCUACAGGUGACAGCCACAGAUGCAGACAGUGGCCCAUUUGGCCUCCUCUCCUAUUCCUUGGGUGCUGGACUUGGGACCUCAGGGUCUCCCCCUUUCCGCAUUGAUGCCCACAGUGGUGAUGUGUGCACAACCCAGACCCUGGACCGCGACCAGGGGCCCUCAAGCUUCGACUUCACCGUGACUGCUGUGGAUGGGGGAGGCCUCAAGUCCAUAGUGUAUGUGAAGGUAUUUGUGUCAGACGAGAAUGAUAACCCACCUCAGUUCUAUCCACGGGAGUAUGCUGCCAGUCUGAGUGCCCAGAGUCCACCAGGCACAGCCGUGCUGAGGGUGCGUGCCCAUGACCCUGACCAGGGGCCCCAUGGGCGACUCUCCUACCACAUCCUGGCUGGCAAUAGCCCCCCACUCUUUACCUUGGAUGAGCACUCAGGGCUGUUGGCAGUAGCCUGGCCCUUGGCCAGACAGGUCAACUCUGUGGUGCAGCUGGAGAUUGGGGCUCAGGAUGGAGGUGGCCUGAAGGCAGAGCUCAGUGCCCGAGUCAACAUCAGCAUUGUGCCUGGAACCCCCAUACCGCCCAUAUUUGAACAACUACAGUAUGUCUUUUCUGUGCCAGAGGAUGUGGCACCAGGCACCAGUGUGGGCAUAGUCCAGGCACACAACCCACCAGGUCGCUUGGGGCCUGUGACACUCACCCUAUCAGGCGGGGAUCCUCGAGGACUCUUCUCCCUAGAUGCGAUCUCCGGGCUGUUAAAGACGCUUCGCCCUCUGGACCGGGAGCUGCUGGGGCCAGUGCUGGAGCUGGAGGUGCAGGCAGGUAGUGGAGUGCCCCCAGCUUUCACUGUGGCUCGGGUGCGUGUGCUGCUGGAUGAUGUGAAUGACAAUUCCCCAGCCUUCCCUGCACCUGAAGACACCGUGUUACUGCCACCAAGCACUGCCCCAGGGACCCUCAUCUAUACACUGCGUGCUCUGGACCCCGACUCAGGCAUUAACAGUCGAGUCACUUUUAACCUUCUUGCUGGAGGUGGCGGGGUGUUCACUGUGGACCCCACAACGGGCCACGUACGACUUAUGGGACCUUUGGGGCCCCCAGGGGGGCCAGCACAUGAACUGGACCUGGAAGCCCGAGAUGGGGGCUCCCCACCCCGCACCAGCCACUUUCGACUUCGGGUGGUGGUACAGGACUUGGUUACCCGUGGGCUGGCUCCUCACUUUGACAGCCUUACCUACCGUGUGGACCUGCCCUCAGGCACCACCCCUGGAACUCAGGUUCUGCAAGUGAAGGCUCGAGCACCUGAUGGGGGCUCUGUCACCUACCACCUUGCAGGAGAUGGGCCAAGUAGCCCUUUUGGCCUAGAGCCACAGAGUGGGUGGCUGUGGGUGCGGGCAGCACUGGACCGUGAGUCCCAGGAGCUGUACACACUAAAGGUAAUGGCAGUGUCGGGGUCCAAAGCUGAGUUGGGGCAGCAGACAAGCACAGCCACUGUAAGGGUCAGCAUCCUCAACCAGAAUGACCACAGCCCCCGCUUGUCUGAGGAGCCCACCUUCCUAGCUGUGGCAGAGAACCAGCCCCCAGGGACCAGUGUGGGCCGGGUCUAUGCCAGUGACCGAGACUCUGGACCCAAUGGACGUCUGACCUACAGCCUGCGACAGGUGUCAGAAGACAGCAAGGCCUUCCGCAUCCACCCCCAGACUGGAGAAGUGACCACACUCCAAACCCUGGACCGAGAGCGGCAGAGCAGCUACCAGCUCCUGGUGCAGGUGCAGGAUGGAGGGAGCCCACCCCGCAGUACCACAGGCACCAUGCACAUCGCAGUGCUCGACCUCAACGACAACAGUCCCACCUUCCUGCAGGCUUCCGGGGCUGCUGGCGGGGGCCUCCCUAUACAGGUAGCAGAUCGAGUGCCUCCAGGAACACUGGUGACAACUCUUCAGGCCAAGGAUCCAGAUGAAGGGGAGAAUGGGACCAUCCUGUACACUCUGACUGGUCCUGGCUCAGAGCUCUUCUCUCUGCACCCUCACUCGGGGGAGUUGCUCACUGCAGCACCCCUGAUCCGAGCAGAGCGGCCCCACUAUGUGCUGACGCUGAGUGCUCACGACCAAGGCAGCCCUCCUCGGAGCUCCAGCCUCCAGCUGCUGGUGCAGGUGCUUCCCUCAGCUCACUUGGCUGAGCCCCUGCCAGAUCCUUCAGAACCAGACCCCACGGCCCCGGUGCCUGUCGUGCUGACGGUGACAGCAGCCGAGGGGCUGCAGCCCGGCUCCCUGUUGGGCUCGGUGGCGCCGCCGGAGCCCGCGGGGUUUGUCACCGAUGAGAACGACAACGCGCCCGCCUUCGCCUCGCCCUCGCGGGUGCGCCUCCCGGAAGAUCAGCCGCCUGGGCCCGUGGCGCUGCACGUGGUCGCCAGGGACCCGGACCUGGGCGAGGCCGCGCGCGUGACCUACCGCCUGGCCGCCGGCGGGGACGGCUGCUUCCGGCUGCACCCGAGCUCUGGAGCGCUGUCCCUGGUGCGGCCGCUGGACCGCGAACACCGCGCUGAGCACUUUCUGACGGUGGUGGCCUCGGACCACGGCUCCCCGCCGCGCUCAGCCACACAGCUCCUCACCGUCAGCGUCGCCGACGUCAACGACGAGGCACCCGCUUUCCAGCAGCAGGAGUACAGCGUCCUCUUGCGGGAGAACAGCCCGCCCGGCACAUCUCUGCUAACUCUGCGGGCAACCGACCCGGACCUGGGGGCCAAUGGGCAAGUGACAUAUGGAGGCAUCUCUGGCGAGAACUUCUCCCUGGACCCAGACACUGGAGUUCUCACAACUCUUCGGGCCCUGGAUCGGGAGGAGCAGGAGGAGAUCAACCUGACAGUGUAUGCCCGGGACAGGGGAUCACCCCCGCUGUUGACCCAUGUCACAGUGCGAGUGGCUGUAGAGGAUGAGAAUGACCAUGCCCCCACCUUUGGGAGUGCCCGUCUCUCCCUGGAAGUGCCCGAGGGCCAGGACCCCCAGACCCUUACCAUGCUGCGGGCCUCUGACCCAGAUGUGGGAGCAAACGGGCAACUGCAGUACCGCAUUCUGGAUGGGGAUCCGUCAGGAGCCUUUGUCCUAGAUAUAGCCUCUGGGGAGUUUGGUACCAUGAGACCACUAGACCGGGAGGUGGAACCAACAUUCCAGCUGCGGAUAGAGGCCCGGGAUGGAGGCCAGCCAGCUCUCAGUGCCACUCUGCUUGUGACAGUGACAGUGCUGGAUGCCAAUGACCAUGCCCCAGCCUUUCCUGUGCCUGCCUACUCUGUGGAGGUGCCUGAGGAUGCACCUACAGGGACUCUCCUGUUGCAGCUGCAGGCUCAUGACCCUGAUGCUGGGGCCAAUGGCUAUGUGACCUACUAUCUGGGUGCAGGUGCAGCAGGAGCCUUUCUGCUGGAGCCUAGCUCUGGGGAACUGCGCACAGCCACAGCCCUAGAUAGAGAGCAGUGUCCCAGCUACACCUUUACCGUGAGUGCGGUGGAUGGUGCAGCUGCUGGGCCCCUGAGCACCACGGUACCUGUCACCAUCACAGUGCGUGAUGUUAAUGACCAUGCACCCACCUUCCCCACCAGUCCCCUGAGGCUGCGCCUGCCCCGCCCAGGCCCCAGCCUCAGCACCCCCACCCUGGCUCUGGCCACUCUGCGAGCCGAAGACCGUGAUGCUGGUGCCAAUGCCUCCAUCCUCUAUCGGCUGGCAGGCACACCACCUCCUGGCACCUCUGUGGACUCCUACACCGGUGAAAUCCGUGUGGCCCGCUCCCCUGUAACCCUGGGCCUCCGGGAUCGUGUGCUCUUCAUUGUGGCCACUGACCUUGGCCGCCCUGCCCGUUCUGCCACCGGUGUGGUCAUUGUUGGGCUACAGGGGGAAUCUGAACGUGGACCUCGCUUUCCCCGUGCUAGUAGUGAAGCUGUGCUCCGUGAGAAUGCACCCCCAGGGACUCCCAUUGCCUCCCCCAAGGCUGUCCACGCAGGGGGCUCAAACGGACCAAUCACCUACAGCAUUCUCAGUGGGAAUGAGAAAGGGACAUUCUCCAUCCAGCCUAACACAGGAGCCAUCACAGUUCGCUCAGCAGAGGGGCUGGACUUUGAGGCAAAUCCACGGCUGCGACUGGUGCUACAGGCGGAGAGCGGAGGAGCCUUUGCCUUCUCUGUGCUGACCCUAACCCUGCAAGAUGCCAAUGACAAUGCUCCCCGCUUCCUACAGCCCCACUAUGUGGCCUUCCUGCCUGAGUCAAGGCCCUUAGAGGGGCCCCUGCUGCAGGUGGAGGCAGAUGACCUGGAUCAAGGCCCCAGUGGACAGAUCUCCUACAGUCUGGCUGCAUCCCAGCCAGCACGGGGACUGUUCCAUGUAGACCCAGCCACGGGCACUAUCACUACCACAGCCAUUCUGGACCGUGAGAUCUGGGCAGAAACACGGCUGGUCCUGAUGGCCACAGACAGAGGAAGCCCAGCCCUGGUGGGCUCAGCUACCCUGACAGUGAUGGUCAUCGACACCAAUGACAAUCGCCCUACCAUCCCCCAGCCCUGGGAGCUCCGAGUAUCUGAAGAUGCACUAUUGGGCUCAGAGAUUGCACAGGUCACAGGGAAUGACGUGGACUCUGGACCCGUGCUGUGGUAUGUACUGAGCUCAUCUGGACCCCAGGAUCCUUUCAGCGUAGGCCGCUAUGGAGGCCGUGUCUCCCUCACAGGCCCCCUGGAUUUUGAGCAGCGUGACCGCUACCAUCUGCAGCUGCUGGCACAUGAUGGGCCUCACGAGGGCCGUGCCAACCUCACGGUGCUCGUAGAGGAUGUCAAUGACAAUGCACCUGUCUUCUCACAGAGCCUCUACCAGGUGACGCUGCUUGAGCACACGCCCCCAGGCAGUGCCAUUCUCUCCGUCGCUGCCACUGACCGGGACUCAGGUGCCAAUGGUCACAUCUCCUACCACCUGGCUUCCCCUGCUGAGGGCUUCAGUGUUGACCCCAACAAUGGGACCUUGUUCACGACAGCAGGAGCAGUGGCCUUGGGCCAUGAGGGGCUAGGAGUGGUGGACGUGGUGCUGGAAGCACGAGAUCAUGGGAUGCCAGGCCGGGCAGCUCGAGCCACAGUGCAUGUACAGCUGCAGGACCAGAACGACCACGCCCCGAGCUUCACAUUGCCCCACUACCGUGUGGCUGUGACCGAGGAUCUGCCCCCUGGCUCCACCCUGCUCACCCUGGAGGCCACAGAUGCCGAUGGAAGCCGCACCCAUGCCACUGUGGACUACAGCAUCAUCAGUGGCAACCGGGGACGAGUCUUCCAGCUAGAACCCCGUCUUGCUGAAGCUGGGGAGAGUGGUGGACUAGGCCCCCAGGCACUGGGAUGCCUGGUGUUGCUUGAGCCUCUAGACUUUGAAAGCUUAACCCAGUACAAUCUAACUGUGGCUGCAGCUGACCGGGGGCAGCCACCUCGCAGCUCAGCGGUGCCGGUCACCGUCACUGUGCUGGACGUCAACGACAACCCACCCGUUUUUACCCGAGCAUCGUACCGCGUGGCAGUGUCCGAGGACACGCCUGUUGGAGCCGAGCUGCUGCAUGUGGAGGCCUCUGACGCUGAUCCUGGCCUUCAUGGCCUCGUGCGUUUCACCCUCACCUCGGGUGACCCUUCAGGGCUCUUUGAGCUGGAUGAGAGCUCGGGUGCCUUGCGACUGGCCCACCCCUUGGACUGUGAGACCCAGGUUCUACAUCAGCUUGUAGUUCAGGCUGCUGACCCUGUGGGGGCACACUUUGCACUGGCACCAGUGACCAUUGAGGUCCAGGAUGUGAAUGACCAUGGCCCAACCUUCCCACUGAGCUUGCUCAGCACCAGCCUAGCGGAGAACCAGCCUCCAGGCACCCUUGUGACCACUCUGCAUGCGAUUGAUGGGGAUGCCGGGGCUUUUGGGAGGCUGCGCUACAGCCUGUUGGAGGCUGGGCCUGGGCCUGAGGGACGCGAGGCAUUUGCACUGAACAGCUCAACAGGAGAGCUGCGGGCACGAGUGGCCUUUGACUAUGAGCACACAGGAAGCUUCCAGCUGCUGGUGGGUGCUGCCGAUGCUGGGAACCUCUCAGCCUCGGUCACUGUGUCAGUGCUGGUGACUGGUGAGGAUGAGUAUGACCCAGUAUUCCUGGCUCCAGCUUUCCACUUCCAAGUGCCAGAAGGCGCCCGGCGUGGCCACAGUCUGGGUCACGUGCAGGCCACAGAUGAGGAUGGCGGUGCCGACGGCCUGGUGCUCUAUUCCCUUGCCACCUCUUCUCCCUACUUUGGUAUCAACCAGACUACCGGUGCCCUGUACCUGCGGGUGGACAGCCGAGCACCAGGCAGUGGGACAGGCCCCUCUGGGGGUGGGGGCCGGACCCGGCGUGAGGCACCACGAGAGCUGAGGCUGGAAGUGGUCGCACGGGGGCCUCUGCCAGGUUCAAGGAGUGCCACAGUGCCCGUGACUGUGGAUAUCACCCACACUGCCCUGGGCCUGGCACCUGACCUCAACCUGCUAUUGGUGGGGGCUGUGGCCGCCUCCCUGGGAGUGGUGGUGGUACUUGCAUUGGCGGCCCUGGUCCUUGGGCUGGUGCGGGCCCGUAGCCGCAAGGCAGAGGCAGCACCUGGCCCAAUGUCACAGGCAGCACCCCUGGCCAGUGGCUCUCUGCAGAAGCUGGGCCGGGAGCCACCCAGCCCACCACCCUCAGAGCACUUGUAUCACCAGACUCUCCCCAGCUAUGGUGGGCCAGGAGCUGGAGGUCCCUACCCCCGGGGUGGCUCCCUGGACCCUUCCCAUUCAAGUGGCCGAGGCUCAGCAGAGGCUGCAGAGGAUGACGAGAUCCGCAUGAUCAACGAGUUCCCCCGUGUAGCCAGUGUGGCCUCCUCCCUGGCUGCUCGUGGCCCCGACUCAGGCAUUCAGCAGGAUGCAGAUGGACUGAGUGACACAUCCUGCGAGCCACCUGCCCCCGACACCUGGUAUAAGGGCCGAAAGGCAGGGCUGCUGCUGCCAGGUGCAGGAGCCACUCUGUACCGAGAAGAGGGGCCCCCAGCCACUGCCACGGCCUUCCUGGGGGGCUGUGGCCUGAGCCCUGCACCCACUGGGGACUAUGGCUUCCCAGCAGAUGGCAAGCCAUGCGUGGCAGGUGCACUGACGGCCAUAGUAGCUGGAGAGGAAGAGCUCCGGGGCAGCUAUAACUGGGACUACCUUUUGAGCUGGUGCCCUCAGUUCCAGCCGCUGGCCAGCGUGUUCACAGAGAUUGCCCGGCUCAAGGAUGAGGCUCGGCCAUGUCCCCCAGCUCCCCGUAUUGACCCACCACCCCUCAUCACUGCCGUGGCCCACCCAGGAGCUAAGUCUGUGCCCCCCAAACCAGCCAGCACAGCUGCAACCCGGGCCAUCUUCCCACCGGCCUCUCACCGCUCCCCCAUCAGCCAUGAAGGCUCCCUGUCCUCAGCUGCCAUGUCCCCCAGCUUCUCACCUUCACUGUCUCCUCUGGCUGCUCGCUCACCUGUUGUCUCGCCAUUUGGGGUGGCCCAGGGCCCCUCAGCCUCAGCACUCAGCGCAGAGUCCGGCCUGGAGCCACCUGAUGACACGGAGCUGCACAUCUGACUGUGGCCCAGGCUGGGCCCCGACCUGGGACACCCACAGUGUCCCCAAUGCAGGCCCCAUCUGAGCCUGCCCUGGGCAGCCUCGGACCAUGAUUGGCCACAGGGGAAACCAGCUCCCCAUCCCAAACUCUCCAGUGGGAGCAGCUCACAUAUCUAACCCUGGCCCCAUCGGAGUACCAGCACCACAGAGGCCCUGUGGCACUGACCUGUGGCCAGGUCCAAUGUGGGGAGAAAUAUGAAGGAGGCAGCAGCCCUGGGUUCUCCUCAGUGAGGGCUUUCUGCCCUGUGCAGCACCCUGAGAUGGAGCUGAGACUUUAUUUAUUGGGGGUAGGGGGGAUGGGCAAGGUCCUCCAUCCUGUUUGGGCCCAGCUUCUUUGGGUUCCACUUACACCCCUGCCCCUUCCCAGAACCAAGUGCCAAUUCUCACUCUGGAGCCUUAAUAAACUGCAGUUUGUAUCCAG
Molecule: messenger RNA, 10072 nt
Organism: Miniopterus natalensis
Lineage: Eukaryota; Metazoa; Chordata; Mammalia; Chiroptera; Miniopteridae
Source: RefSeq, a predicted model, not a curated record